Molecule: messenger RNA, 2351 nt
Organism: Chelonus insularis
Lineage: Eukaryota; Metazoa; Arthropoda; Insecta; Hymenoptera; Braconidae
Gene: CrzR
Product: corazonin receptor
Exons: 8
Coding region: 960-2333 (457 amino acids)
Biological process (GO): neuropeptide signaling pathway
Cellular component (GO): plasma membrane
Molecular function (GO): corazonin receptor activity
Source: RefSeq, a predicted model, not a curated record
CAUAAUUUUUUUUUUAGUUACUCGUUAAAAAUUGGAUCUUUCCCAACUAAAAAAAAAAAGGAUAAUCCAUUUUCAAUUAAACAUAAAAAACUUAUCAACUAAUUAUUAUUAUAAUACAUUAGACUAAGAAAAGAAGCCUGAAAGUCAUUACGUUUACGAAAACUAAUUAAUUAACAGUUAGGUUAUGUUAAUUUAAUAGUAUGAUAAGAUGAUGUGAAGACAAUGGCUAAUUAAUAAUAUGAUUCAAGUACUGAAGGCUCAUUUUGCUGUUUCACACUUAACUGGCGAGUGGAGAAUUGGUAGGGAAAAAGGUACGUGAUAUAGCAGACAUGAUGAGAAGGCGCACAACCGAGGGAGAAUCGAAGCACGUUGGCUUAACCGUCAUUAUUGUAAAUCCCAUUGGACAGUUUACACGUCGCGAAAGUUGUGUGCACGUAUUGUCUGUUUAAGUUCUUACGAUAAAUCACACUAUGCAUUCUGAUUUUAAUUACUUGUAAUACAUUAAAAGGGUGUUUUAUAGUUGAAACUUUUUUUUUCACAAAUAUUAACUGAGUGAGUUUUUUUUUUCAAUCAAAGGACCAAUUUUGUUACAAAUUGUGUUUUUAAUUUAACUCGAGAAAGUUUUAAACUUUCUAACAUAAGUUAUAACAUAAUAUUAUUACGUAAAGGUGAAGCAGUUAUUCAAAGUUCUUCUAGUGAAAGCAUGAUAAAAAAAUUCAUAAAUUGAGAGAAGAAUGAAAUUUUAAGAUGAAUUCUAGAUUAUCACAUUGAAAUCAUAUCAGCAUUUUAAUAAAGAUUCAUCGUCAUCAAGUAAGAAAAUAGAAGAGAACAAAGAGCAUCAGCUGGAGAUUGAAUUAGUAGCAAUGUAUAUAGUGAAUUUCAUUGAUCGUAUAUUAAAUAACUUGAAGAUAAAUGUGGUGCUUUAGUUUAGAUUUAUUAAUGAGCACCAAGUUCUAAUAAUGAAUAUUUUACCAUUCCAUCUGAUAAACUCAACGAGUGAUGUAACAACUCAACUACUGAGGAUUAUUAUUAGUGGGGUUCAGAACGAUACCAACAUGUCCAAUCAAAUCCUUAAUGGUUCAAUGUUCAACUUGACUCAUCUAGAACAUGCUCCAAGCUUGACACACCGAGCUUUCAUCAAAGCUAUCGUGCUAGGUGUUAUGGCAGCACUCAGCCUUGUAGCAAAUGCCACGACCAUCUGGUCAAUAACGAAAAACCGUCGUAAACACCAGAGUUAUUCAGCCAUUUAUACUCUUAUUUUUCACCUUUCUAUUGCCGACCUGCUUGUGACGAUAUUCUGCAUCGCUGGAGAAGCACUUUGGAGUUAUACGGUGGCAUGGAUAUGGGGCAAUGUCACCUGCAAGAUUUUCAAGUUUCUUCAAAUGUUCAGUCUUUAUCUCAGUACAUUUGUUCUGGUACUUAUUGGAGUCGAUAGAUUUGUCGCUGUUCGAUAUCCUAUGAAGAGCCUCAAUACUAGUGAACGAUGCACUAAACUUGUACUUAUCACUUGGAUUGUCUCUGGCCUCUUAAGCAUACCGCAACUCAUUAUAUUUCAUGUAGCACGAGGUCCUUUUGUUGAGGAGUUUUCACAGUGUGUCACCCAUGGAUUUUAUACAGAAGCAUGGCAAGAACAACUUUAUACAACUCUCAGUUUGAUUUUGAUGUUCAUUUUACCCCUUACUGUCCUUAUUGUCACUUAUGUUUCUACAAUUAUCACAAUUUCACGCAGUGAAAAGUCAUUCAAAUUACAGUUGACAAACCACAAAAACAUUUCCCAAGAAAGUGGUGAUACAAAUCGCCGGAAACUUAUGCAUCGUGCUAAAAGCAAAUCACUACGUAUAAGCAUCGUGAUUGUAGCAGCUUUUGUGCUGUGGUGGACUCCGUAUUAUACUAUGAUGAUCAUAUUCAUGUUUCUCAACCCAGAUGAGCGUUUAAGUGAAGAACUCCAAAAUGGAAUUUUCUUUUUUGGAAUGAGCAACAGCUUGGUGAAUCCAUUAAUUUACGGAGCGUUUCAUUUAUGGCCUCAAAAGAAAUGCCGUAAAUUUCGCCAAAGAGAUGGUUCAACGAUGCAGCAUCGCAGCACUGCUACCCAUACAAGUUUCACUUUGGCAACUCGUGGUUACAGCAGUCGUUUCACUCAAAGUCAAACAAGAAAAUCCAGCACUUUCAAUGGAAUUUUACACGCAACUGACGAAACAGUAUUAGUAAAACUAAUUAAUGAAGGGCCUAACAAUAAUGAGAAAGUGUUAAAACAGUCGCCCAGAUUAAUUCUUCAAUAUAACUCCAACUCAAAUGGAAUUACAACGAAACUGAUCAAUACUAAUAAAACUUAAUAACAAAAAAAAAUGAUG